Drosophila grimshawi is the source of this 1387-nucleotide messenger RNA. Its product is annotated as gamma-butyrobetaine dioxygenase. Gene Ontology annotation, molecular function: oxidoreductase activity. Gene Ontology annotation, cellular component: mitochondrion. The record is from RefSeq and is a predicted model, not a curated record. Gene Ontology annotation, biological process: carnitine biosynthetic process. Bases 73 to 1353 code for a protein of 426 amino acids. Lineage: Eukaryota; Metazoa; Arthropoda; Insecta; Diptera; Drosophilidae. The transcript has 2 exons.
AAAUACAUUUGGACGUUCAAGCGGGGCGGUUCAUUCGACCUGGUUGCUUGACAGUUUAUUAAACAUUUCAUUAUGAUUUUGGCGCGGAACUUGAAAAGUGCCCUUUCGCAAUUGACGCUGAGUGGCUUGUGCCGCCGGCUGAGCGCACGCAUCGUUGAUGAAGCCAACAUUGAGGUGCAACUGGCACAGGUUGCAACCUCAGCUGCUUUGACCUAUCCGGGAGUUUGGUUGCGAGACAAUUGUCGCUGUCCGGCUUGCUUUCACAGUAACUCGCAGUCCCGCCAAUUGAACUGGCAAGACUUCGAUGCGACGGUGCGUCCGCUAUCCCUGCACAUGGACACCGAAAAGGAGCAGCUUCGGGUGUGCUGGAGCGAUGGCCAUGAGAGCACUUACGAGCUGGAUUGGCUGCAACGUCGUAGCUUUAAUGCUAAAACGCAACGGGAUUACCUCAACGACUUUUAUCGGCCACCAGCGAUCCACUGGUCGGGCAGAGAGUUUGAGCAGAUCGCCCAGCGGUUCGAUUACGAGCAGGUGAUGUCCGAGGAUGCUGCAGUACAGCACUGGCUACAGGCACUGGCCGUCUACGGUGUGGCCCUGCUGCACAGUGCACCACUGGACGAGGGCGUGGUGCGUCACCUCGCCGAACGGGUGGGCUUCAUCAGACGCACCACAUACGGCGAGGAGUUCAUUGUGCAGGCCAAGCCAGGUGCCCAGAACUAUGCCUAUCUCUCACUGCCACUGCCGCUGCACACGGAUCUGCCGUACUACGAGUACAAGCCCAGCGUCAACAUACUCCACUGUGUGGUGCAGACCAAAUCGCAUGGCGGCAGCAAUCUGCUCGUGGAUGCCUUUCACAUAGCGGACCGAUUGCGUCGCGAUCAUCCGCUGGACUUUGAGCGUCUCACCCAGACGAUUGUCGACUGGAACGACAUUGGCGGUGAAAAUGGGUGUGAGUUUCACAACAUUUGGCGUGCGCCCGUCAUCUGUUUGGAUGCCGCCGGCGAGUAUACGCGAAUUAAUCACAGUGUGCCGCAGCGGGACAGCCACUUCAAUGUGCCCCUGGAUCAGGUGCUGCCCUGGUACGAGUCGUAUGCCCGCUUUGUGAAGCUGGCUCACAUGGAUGCCCACUCCUUUAAGACGCAGCCCGGCGAUGUGCUGACGUUUAACAAUCUGCGACUUUUGCAUGGUCGCACUGGCUACGAUGACACUGAGCACAAUUCGCGAUAUAUUGUGGGCGCCUAUCUGGAUUGGGAUAUUAUCUAUUCGCGUUUGCGUGUACUGAAGAAGCGUUUGGCGGGCAGUAACUCCUCCAAUUUCCCGGGCAGCUGCUCAGGCAGCUCAGCCGCUGCCUAAAUGCGCCAAUAAAAGUCAGCGACAUAUUUUCCAA